Molecule: messenger RNA, 348 nt
Organism: Danaus chrysippus (African queen)
Lineage: Eukaryota; Metazoa; Arthropoda; Insecta; Lepidoptera; Nymphalidae
Source: the annotation of a GenBank genome assembly
AUGGACGCCGUGUAUCCUCGCGGUGGUCGCUGGAGGCGAGUCUCACGCCAGAGACACCGCACCAUGCCGGUCACCUUCGCGGAGAUCAAGGAGGUGGAUGAAAACUUAGAGACUGAGGACGCGUGCGGCAGUAGUGUAGUCAGUAGUGUAAGGAGUGUGGAGGCUGCUGUCAGUUCAUCCGACUGUAGUUCUCAACUCCAGCGUCAAUUUUUCGAGUUUCGUCGUCGUCGUGUUCGCGAGUCUCUUCACAAAGAACCUCAGUCCUCAGUAUCGCACGCCGCUUCUCUAGAUCCUUCUAUUUCUACAUCAAGAGCUUCCUCCGAACCUCUCCCCGCAGCACCUUCGUGA